This is a messenger RNA of Mya arenaria, 3755 nucleotides long. RefSeq lists its product as uncharacterized. Lineage: Eukaryota; Metazoa; Mollusca; Bivalvia; Myida; Myidae. Gene Ontology annotation, molecular function: 3'-5'-RNA exonuclease activity. The transcript is spliced from 2 exons. The record is from RefSeq and is a predicted model, not a curated record. Bases 460 to 3510 code for a protein of 1016 amino acids.
UGCAACAAUUUGGGACGCGGUAUUCAAAAUAUGGGUCAGUUUAAAAAUAGAUGCGAUCACAUGAUCUAUAUGCAAAUAUAUAUGAUCACAUGAUCCAAUCAGAGCAGAAAAUAAACUUCCGGUUGGUUUUUGAAACUUUUUGAUGUCGCCAUUUUUUAUGAAGAAAUCGUCUCCCAAAGUCAACGGCACGCUGUACUGUCCGUGGUGAGUAUUUUCAAAUGAUUCAAACACCUUUAAACAACUGUAAUUAAGACCUUUAAUUUGAUAUAUUUAUAAAUAAAAUCCAUCAACAAAUGACUUUCGCAUGUUAAUUUUAAGUUCAAAGGUCAUGAUAUUGAGCGCGUGACCCGAGGUGAGAGUUCGACGCCAUGUUGUCAAAAUUGACUCGCUGAUAACAUACGUUGGAAAACCAUUAACUUCAUCCCUAUAUAUACUAAAGGAGGGCAGCAAACAGUCUCAAUGGACCCUUUGGAACAGCAUCGGUCACCAUUGAUGGAUUAUCCUGGACCAUUCUGUGAGAGCAUCAAUCUAUCAACCAAAGACUUGGAAACUAACCAUCUGAAUGCACUACCAGAUGGGAACCUAAAACAAGGUGUAGUGGUCGAACUUCACAAGUAUGCGAUGAAAAACAAACAGACUAAUGCGAAAAUAGUUGAGUGGAUAUGUUCCUUACAACCUGGUCUUAAACUUCAAAAUGUAAAUACAGUGAAAACGCGCAUAAACAGAAUAAUUGAAACUCAGAAAAAAUUUGACAAGAAGAAGAAAGUAGCUAAGUACAAAACUGUCACAGAAUUUCAUUGUGAUAGUUUGACUGUAACAGCUGUGAAUGGAGUCAAGAAGAGUCCUGAAAAAUCACCAUUGACUCAGACUGUGGAAAUUGUGAAUGUGGAAAAGACAGAAGUGAAAAGUCAUGCAAACUGUGCCAAAGUUGGUAGUGCUAAACCUGAGAAAUUAAUAAGAAAGAGCAGAACUGAUGAUGAAAAAGAAAACAAUGACAUUCAAUAUCAAAUAACCUUACAUCAACGAAAACUUGAUAAACUUUAUGAAAUGACGGACAUACUAAAGGAAGAUGUAGCAAAACUCCAGAAUAUCAAAGGUCACUAUUCUGUGCGAAAUGUAACGAAACGUGACGGAAUUGCUAUGAAGAAAAGGCAAGAGUUACGCGAAACAAAACAGCUCCUGCACAAAUACAAACAAACUAGUAAAAAGUUUCAAAUGGAGAAGUCAGACACGAGUGCUGAAUUGAUUGACUUGAAGUCUCUUAAUGAAAAACUUUUGGCAGAAAAUAGAAAACUUAAAGAUGAUCAGAAAAAGAAAGUAAAUGCGCAGAAACUAAAUAGUUAUUACAGAAGUACGAUAAGAAAGAUACGUGGAUGUCAGCCGCCAAAAGAAAACCAGAAAAAUGAAGUUCAGAAUGAAGAUGAUGAUGUUGAAAUGUUGUUAGAAAAUGAAAUAAUAAAAGACAAUACAAAUGCUACAAUGACAAACUUGAAAGAUGAUAGAGGAAUAUUUUCAAAUGAAUUAAGAAUGUGUAUAAUUGAUCUUUUUGGACUUGAGGUAGCUGUUGAAAAAAUUACACCAGCCAUACAGAUAGUUGCUAAACACCUCUUUCACUGUAAUAUUGAAGCCUCAGAUAUGCCAACAAAUUCUUCUGUUCAAAACAUUGUUGACGAGGGUCAGUUCUUAGUUAAAAGCUACAUAGCUGAUAGAAUAAAAAAAUCUGAAAGCUUUGGAUUAAGCCGGGAUGGAACAUCAAGGCAGAAGAGAAAGAUUUUGGACACUGCGAUCACAUUGGACAAUGGUGAAAUUGUCAGCUUAGGGUUUAAGAGAGUUGUUUCUGAGACUGCAGCCAAAAUAAAUGAUGUAACAAAAUCACACUUUAAAGAACUUGCGAAAGUGGAUUCAGACUCGCAUCUGAGAGAUAUCGAAGAAUCAAACUUUGUGGCCGAGUCUCUACAGAAAUUAGCGUUCACCAUGAGUGACAGGGCUGCUAAUGAAAAAUGUGCAGACAAAUUGCUAAGCGAAUGGAGAGACAAUGAACUUGAGUUGUGCUCAAAUGAAGGCUCCAAAGCCACCGUACUUCAGUUCCAUUGUAUGGCUCAUGUACUCCUCGGCUUUCAUCGAUAUGCCUGUGAAGACCUGAAACAUGAAGAAAAAAGUUUGGCAGCGGACGAGCCAAUAGGUCGUGACCAGCUACCAUAUUUUAAAAAUUGGUCGAAAAAGCAGACUGUUGUUGAAAGGGUUGCAUACACAACAUCUACAAUAUUUGGGCCAGCUGGUGACCACCUUGGCCUGAGGGACAGAUGGGAAUCUCACUGUGCUGCCAAGGGAAUCAAAUCCCUUAUUGGCAACUACAGAGACAAUCGCUUUAAUGGUCUGUUUCAGACAUCAGCAGAGAUUUUGUACCACUUGUCUGACUUUCUUUUGGUCAUCAAGACUGUUAAAUGUCCAAACAACAAAAUUAAAGCUGUUGAAGCUGACUUGGUAUCGCCAGUGGUACAGAUCAUGCUCAAAGCCCUGACUGCAGCCUACAUCAAAGUGACCGGUCCGUAUUGGUGGUUGGUGUGUUCAGGGACAGUCAGAUAUCUUGAGUUGUACCCUUACAUUGAUGGGCUCAGAAGUUACCUUUCAGACUGUGAAGAGACACCUGCCAACAUGUUAGAAAAACACUGGUUAGAUCACAGCUGUGUUCCCCACACGAAAAAGUUUAGCACACUGUUAAAUAGCCCGACAAAUGAACUGCUCCUGAAAUUAAUCAGUGUCCUAUGUGGUGCAAUGCGACGAACUGUGGAGAAACAGCUGGCAGAUUUUCUUGACGGUGGGCGUUAUGCAGGGACACCAUCAAAAUCAGACCUACAAAGGACCCAUUUCUCCCACGUGACCAACCUUGGGUGUGAGCACCACUUUGGGGACCUGGACAGCUCCCAGCGAAGAAGGCCAAAUGCAUCAUUUCAUCACCACUCCAGUGUUCAGCUCAUAAAGAGGAAUAGGAGACAGCUUUUCAAGUGGUUGGAUGAAAAACCUGACAAUGAAAAGGCCACACUCAUGAAAGCUGCACGAAGUGGUGGUCGUGACUUGCGCAAGGCGCAUAUGGCUGAGGAGAGUUUAGUCAAACGUGAACUUUUCAACACCAUGCAAGAGGAACCAAAAAAGAAGAGGAAGAAGUCCAGUAAGCCAUCUGACAAACCAGAAUCGGAGCCAAUUCUGGACUCUACAAUCCAUUCUUUUCAUGUGAAUGACUAUGUUGCCAUUGCAUAUCAAGAUGCCUGGUACCCAGGAUGUGUUGAAGAGGUUGAUAAAACUACCGCUGUAGUAAACUUUAUGGCACCAUGUCGUACUGCUGGUAUGUUCAUGUGGCCAGCUCGAAAAGAUGCACAAAAAGUGAACAAAGAAUUUAUUUUGUGCUGUGGACUUGUCCCAGAGGCUAAAAACUCUGGAAGACAGUGGUUUUUUCCAACAUACGGUGCAGUUGACCUUAAAUAUCAAGGAUAUCAAGAGUUGUAUUUUUAAGUUGAAUGUCAUGUGAAACUAUGUGCUAUUUUUAGUGUAACCUGUAUUUUUUUGCCAGAGAUGGCAAUUGACAAUUUUGUUUCAGUAAUUUAGUGCUAUUUUAUUUCAAUAAAAUGUGAGUAGCAUUGAUAAUGACAUAUACAAUAGAAGAAUUCUGUUUAAUGUAAUUAAAGUUAUAAGCUUUCAUUGAAAAAUUUCUUUUGAUAUUCCAGUUGAUUUAAAAAAAAAAUCUCAGUAAUACUGUU